AUGAAGGAUGACGAUUCUCUUCCAACAUCGACGGCGAUGGGCAGCUUGUUGAAGAAGGACACCUCCGAUUCCUCUCACUUCGGGAAAGGCAGGUACAAGUUCUGGGCCUUAGCUGCCAUUCUUCUCUUGGCAUUGUGGUCCAUGUUCACCGGAACAGUCACCCUCCGCUGGUCCGCCGGCAACCUCAACCGUCUCUCCGACGACAUCGACACGCCUAUCCACGAUGAUCUCAACGUCCUUGUAAAAAUUCUCUCCAUUUUGGGUUAA
Linum trigynum is the source of this 267-nucleotide messenger RNA. NCBI's taxonomy places the organism in Eukaryota, Viridiplantae, Streptophyta, Magnoliopsida, Malpighiales, Linaceae. The record is from the annotation of a GenBank genome assembly.